This is a messenger RNA of Drosophila grimshawi, 3054 nucleotides long. RefSeq lists its product as uncharacterized. The record is from RefSeq and is a predicted model, not a curated record. The transcript is spliced from 3 exons. Bases 2120 to 2521 code for a protein of 133 amino acids. NCBI's taxonomy places the organism in Eukaryota, Metazoa, Arthropoda, Insecta, Diptera, Drosophilidae.
GCGUAGCGAAGCCCACACAGUUGGUUACGGCCAAUGCAUUUAUUUUCUGCAAUUGACGACGUGUGCAACAAUAUUCUUAUUGAAAAAUAACUUGGUGGCAUCGUCAUAUUAAAGCUCGUUUUAUUGAUAUUAAAUCUUCUCGAAACGUGACGUCUGCCAUAAGAAAAAUGUGCCAGGGCAGCUACACCAAUGGUUCAAUUUGUGAUCACUUACAGUGUCCCAGUGCCCUUGAAGCUGCACAGUUGACCAGUUCAAGCGCGACCAGCGUAUUGCUGCUGUUAACAAUUAACUUGCUGUUAAUUUGUUGGGUGUGAAAUACGGGGAAUACAUCAGUACAGUGCUCACGUGCAGCGGUACCAGCCCUUUAAGGCGGAUCAGCGCCGAAAUCUCGGACGCAAAUGUAACAUCUGAUUGGCAUAAAGUGCACCAACUGGUGCAAGUAUCGGAUCAUAUGUGAGCGGCGGUUGACAAAAUUUCGAUUAUUUAGGACUGAACUCUACAGGGCUACACAACUCUACGUUUUAUUAAACUUUAGUUUAAAUUAACAUAGAAUGAAUUUGUGAGGAAUUAAUAUUUAAUUUUAUAAUGCAUUAACUAAACUUGGUAUGGUAUGUAUAUGUGAUAUCAGCUGUUAUAUUGUCUAAUCCGUUUUGAAGUUCAAACAGCAACGUCAUCCGUCUUCAGGCCUGUCGACUAAAAUGGACUACUAAUACAACUGUUUUGGUGCUGUAAGUACGGCGUAACCGCACCCAGAGAUUGUAAGUUAUAAAGAAAAUAACUAACUAAUGAUGACCAUAUAAUAGAUGUGGCAUACAAAGACAUAUGUAAGUACCUGCCUGAUUUAGUUAACUCAAAUUACAUACAUAUAUAUAUAUAUAGCCAAGGGCCAUUGUAGCAUAAGUUUAUUAUUAAAUAUUAUUAUAUCCAAAUUGAAGAAAAAGAAAUUGAAUGAAUUAUUAGUCAUUAACUAACCCUCCCAAAGGUCGGCAAAAUUCUUCAACUGAACCCUCCACGAGGGUGCCGACUGAACUGUCUCUAUAGUCUUGUCCAUGGGAAAGGAUGGAGUCAUGGUUCGAGGUAAUGGGCCGGACUUAGGUAUAAUGCGACCCGUGCUGAUAGUCAGCAAGGCUGGGGGCCCUAAAAAUAGCCCAGUCUUUUACAGAGCAUAUCGGAUACCUCCGGUAUUAAUCAGCCUUACCUGCACAUCGUGGAUCUCUGUGUAGGCGGACAUUCCUUUCUCCGCAGCUCGUGGGAAUCAAAAAUGCAUUCCAAUUCAAUUAAAAAAAUUCAAAAGAGUCCGGUACUCUUACAAAACCGGCAGGGAGCAAUCCCAGACAUGUAGCGGAGGCAGUGGCUCGUAAGCCUGGCCAAACCGGUAACACGACAAAAGUGGCGGAAAAGCCUGUUUGUCAAGUCAGUGGUGAGGGUGCAGUUGGUAAGAACCCCGACCCAUCCGACUCUGUGGUAGGUAGGCAAAGCACUUGUGCAGCCAACCUGCCAGCCGGAGCGGAUGCAAAGGGCGAAAAACCAACUACCAGCGCUGCGGCUAAGAGGCUGCCGACCGAUGAAAUGCCGCAAGCAUUCUAAAGCGGCAGAAUGCAAGCACAGUGUACAACCCACCAGCCGAAUGGCAAAAUAAGGUCGUGUGGGCCAGGAAGGUGCUGCCAAACUUCUGUUAAGCUCCACCCAACAAAGAGCAGAGCCAGGCAAAAAGGCAACGCUCCCAAGAAACUCACGGACCCAUUGCAAAGCGGGCCAAGGUGCAGCAGGGAAUGUCUUUUGCUGUCAUUGCCAAGGAGUGAAUCCUAAUUGGGAUCCUUGACAAGGGAAACAAGGACGGCGGAAUGCAGAAGGAGCCCUCGCUGUUCACUGCCUGAAACUAUUGAGCAAGGCGCCUGGGCCACCACCGGUAUGUAGAGAUGCCGGGUGGUACCAGGGUAACACAAAGGUCAUUGCCUGCCAGGAUGCUCGCUCGGUAGAGCUUUACAAAGCUGCCGUAGCAGAGAUUGGCGAGGUCUACCCUGGGGCGAAGCCUCACGCAUCUGGAUCCCGGCCUCUUUAAAGGAACCGGACCAGAUGCUAAACCUAUUGCAACCCCUCUCUUCCCACCCAUGAUUGAAUGGUGGUGAAGAUUGAGGCCACCGAUGGUCCAACCAACCAGGCAGUGCUGAUCCUAAACAAGCAAUCGCUAGCACUCAUCGAAGCCGCCAAGGGCGAGCUCAAUUUCGGCUUUGGCUCCAUUACCGUUAAGGUAUAUAAGUCGGAUGCGCCGGCCGGAGGAGACCCUGUUGUCUGUAACAAGACGGCUGAACAGGGCCCUCCUGCGGAGAUCGGAGCAACGGAUGAGGAGCUGGAGCCCGGUUGCACGUCGGACACGUCGACUCUCACUCGGGGCCUUGAGGCCUUGUAUCACGAGUUAGACGAGGAUGACUUUACGCUGUCGAACGAGGACGACAGCAACAACACGGUGAUGUCUCCAGAUGUCCUUGAGACUACGGCAGAUAAACCGUCACCACAGUAAAGCAGAAUCCGUUGCUCUGAUGCUCCGCCUGGCUGGAGGCGGAGACGACAUAAUACUAUUCCAAGAACCUUGGGUGAUUGGAGGAAAGGUUUGCGGACUAGGUAAUAAAGAUUAUAAGCUUUUAGUAGCUGGAAAUGAAGCAAUGCCAACAACACAGCGGUAAGCCUGGAGCUCCAGUAAGGCUAUUGUCUGCCUAUAUGCCCGCCACCAGACGAGAUAACAAGAUCCCUCGUCCAGGAGUGCGAGAAGCACAGGAUCGGCCUAGUUAUAGGCUGCGACGCCAAUGCUCACCACACUCAGUGGGAGAGCACGGACACAAAUCCGAGGGCUAAAACCACUGAACUCGCGCAACCGCUUUCUAUUCGCUCUGUGUCCUUCUGCCUCGAAUAUGAAUUUGGAGAAAUGCGCAUAUGCUUGACUUCUGUGUAGAUCGCAAACUUUUUGCAAUUAAGUAAUUUAAAUUUGCCAUCUUUACUUCAGUUAACCUAUUUCAGUUAAUCACACUGUUGAAUAAUUUCGUAGUUUUCGAUUUA